AUGUCGUCGACAGUCGCUGCCGAAUCAUCGAUGGAGAUGAUUCGACGCGUUUAUACAAAUUCUUGGUUUCAGAUCCUUCUAAUCAGCUUUAUUUGUUUCUGCUGCCCUGGUAUGUACAAUGCCCUCUCCGGCUUUGGAGGAUCCGGUCAGGUCGACCCAACUGUAGCAGCCAAUGCUACAGUUGCCCUAAUGUCUGCCACUGCCGGAACCGCUCUGUUCGUCGUGGGACCAAUAUUUGAGCGGGUAGGGCCUCGUGUUUGCCUUCUCCUUGGCGGAUGGACAUAUGCCCUGUAUUCGGGUAGCUUGCUGAAUUUCAACUAUGACAAAAAUGGAGCGUUUGUCAUUGCGUCCGGUGCUCUCCUGGGUGUAGGUGCCUCGUUCUUAUGGGUAUCCCAGGGUGCAAUUAUGACAACCUACGUUCCCGAAUCUCAGAAGGGGCGAGCAAUCGCCGUGUUUUGGAUCAUUUUCAACCUCGGCGGCGGAGUUGGCUCUCUCGCUAGCUUUGGCCUCAACUUCCACUCCAAGACCAGCACUAUAUCGGAUGCAACGUACAUUGCUCUGCUUGUGAUUAUGCUGGUCGGGUGGGUGCUGGGACUUUUGAUAUGCACUCCAUCAGCGGUGCGAGUGAAAGGGAUACAUACAACUGCAAGUGAGAAACCCAACUGGCGACAGACAGCACGACUUGCAUUACGCACAGUAUCUGACUGGAGGGUUAUCUGCAUGUUGCCUUUGUUCUUCUCCGCGAACGUGCCCUAUUCAUAUCAGCAAAACGAGGUGAAUGGUAUGAACUUCAACAUUCGAACUCGAUCCUUGAAUGGUGCACUAUACUGGAUGGCUCAGAUGCUAGGUGGCUUGAUCAUGGGCUGCUUGCUCGAUAUGCCAUGGCUGACCCGCCGAUGGCGUGCUGUGGCGGGCUGGGUAACCCUGUUUGUAACUGGGAUGGCUAUCUGGGGCGGUGGCUACAAAUUUCAGCUGUGGUCUACUCAUCGUAUAGCACAAGGACUGAAACAAAACAUUGACUAUACGAAUGGAAGUCUCUCAGCCGGCCCCAUCAUCUUGUAUAUCUGCUACGGAGCAUAUGAUGCCCUUUGGCAAUCUUUUUGUUACUGGUUGAUUGGUGCCCAGUCUAAUUCUCCUGCUAGAACUGCUAUAAUGGUUGGUGCUUAUAAGACCUUUCAGUCUACUGGAGGUGCCAUGGCGUGGAGAUUGAAUGCCUUGAGAAAGACGGCCAUGACUCAGUUUGCUAUGGACUGGGGACUUUGCAUCGGUUCGCUACUGAUUGUCAUUCCUACCGUCUGGGCCAUUACCUCAACAAAUGUUGGCGAGGAAGACGUUGUUGCCGAAGUGGCGGAGAAGGAUGUGAAGCAACCUUUACCGUGA
Molecule: messenger RNA, 1380 nt
Organism: Aspergillus welwitschiae
Lineage: Eukaryota; Fungi; Ascomycota; Eurotiomycetes; Eurotiales; Aspergillaceae
Product: putative MFS transporter
Exons: 3
Coding region: 1-1380 (459 amino acids)
Source: RefSeq, a predicted model, not a curated record